AUGAUGAUAUAAGAAAAUGAUAUAUUUAAAUAUGAACAUAUUUUAUUAAAUACUUUAAGUGGACAUACAAAUUGGGUAAGAGAUGUUGCCUGGUCUCCUUCUUUUGGAAACAAUUAUGAUACAAUAGCUAGUUGUUCUGAAGAUGGUAAAGUUAUUAUUUGGAAGUUAUAUCCUAAUAAAGAUUAUACUGAAUAUGAAUAAAUAAAAAAACAUUAAGUAAUUGAGAAAUUUGGAGUGCCUGUUUGGAGAAUCAGCUGGUCUUAAACAGGAAAUAUGCUUGCUGUAUCUGGUACAAAUGUAAACUAAGAUAAUAUAGUUGUUGUUUUUUAGGAAAAUGAGAAUUCAGAAUGGGAAUAAAUCAGUGUAUUAGAAUAAGAAGAAGAUAAUGGAAAAAAUUGA
Molecule: messenger RNA, 399 nt
Organism: Ichthyophthirius multifiliis
Lineage: Eukaryota; Ciliophora; Oligohymenophorea; Hymenostomatida
Product: protein transport protein sec13, putative
Exons: 4
Biological process (GO): COPII-coated vesicle budding; protein import into nucleus
Cellular component (GO): nuclear pore outer ring; COPII vesicle coat
Molecular function (GO): protein binding; structural molecule activity
Source: RefSeq, a predicted model, not a curated record